AUGGCCUUGUCUCAGAGCAGGGCUGGCCAGAUGCCGUGCAGCAGCAAGGUGUGCAGAAACCUCUUUGGCCCCGUGGACCACCACCAGCUCCAGAAUGACUUUGAGGACCUGUUGAGGCAACACCUGGAAGAAGCUCAGCAGCGCUGGAAUUUCAACUUUGAGACGGAGACUCCUUUGGAAGGACAGUUCAAGUGGGAGAGAGUCUUCCUUGCUGAGCAGCCACCCCAGGAUGUCCACAGCCUGGCCGAGGCCACCAGCAGUGAGAGCAGGAGCUCCUUGGUCCACAAGGUCCCCUCCACAGACCGUCUUGGCACGAUUUGCCCCAAGGGGUCUCAGCAGAGCUCAGAGGUUUACAGGGCUGGUUCUCUGCAGAGCUUGAAACGUGGGCAGACCACCAUCAAGGACUUCUACAGCUCCAAGCGGAGGAUCGUCCCAGACAAGCCCAAGCCGUGA
Opisthocomus hoazin is the source of this 453-nucleotide messenger RNA. Lineage: Eukaryota; Metazoa; Chordata; Aves; Opisthocomiformes; Opisthocomidae. The record is from RefSeq and is a predicted model, not a curated record.